GACAACCAUAUAUCCAUGCCAUCUGUGUUGCUUGGGUGUCAAGAAACUCCAAUUCAGUGAGGAACAGAUCCAUUUGUUCUGCUUUAUAUAACAUGUUUGUGCAGUUGGGUAAUAUCAUCGGUAACAAUAUUUACCGUGAGGAUGAUAAACCACAAUACAAGAGGGGUAACAUGCAGUUGUUUGCCAUUACGUUGGCUCUUAUUCCUGUAUUGUUGUUGGUUAAAGCGUACUACGUUUGGAGAAACAAGAGCAGGGACAAGAUAUGGAACGCAAUGACCGAAGAGGAGAAGCACGUGUAUAGGGAAACGACAAAGGAUGAAGCUAACAAGAGGUUAGACUUUAGGUUUGAUCACUAA
This is a messenger RNA of Lodderomyces theae, 356 nucleotides long. RefSeq lists its product as uncharacterized. Gene Ontology annotation, cellular component: membrane. The transcript has a single exon. Gene Ontology annotation, molecular function: transmembrane transporter activity. The record is from RefSeq and is a predicted model, not a curated record. NCBI's taxonomy places the organism in Eukaryota, Fungi, Ascomycota, Pichiomycetes, Serinales, Debaryomycetaceae. The annotation marks the transcript as partial.